CUAUCUGUAUGUACGCACCUAGUAAUCACCUACCUGUCUAUCGUAGUACCGGUAUCUGUCCAUCUAUCCCUCAAUGAGUUUACCAUGUACCAAACAACUACAAAUAAUACCGUACGAUAUUGAAGUUUCCUUACCUCCCUUACCUACCAACGGACUACACCUACCCAGGCGAACCAGGUAUCUACUAGGUAGAUGCAACAACAUUCCCAUCCGUCCAUCCAGCCUACGGGUGUCGAUCUUACCACUACUGUUCGUCAUUGACUCCAGCUCGUCCAGUCUACAUCAACACCUACCCAGGUAGUGUAGUAUGUAUAGUCGCAUAGUAUAUGAAUUCUCUCUCUUGCCUCGUUGUUCAUUUAGCUAUACUGGGUCUUGGCUUCCUAAUUCCUGAAAGAUUACUUUCUUCUCCAAUCCAAUCAUAUCAAGAAACUUCAAACUUUCUCACUAUCCACGCUCAGGCAUUUAUUUAUCUCUUUGCGAUACAAUUGUGGUGGAAUUUGGCUACAAUACUGGGAUCUCGCACAAAAGUUUUCAAACUUUCCCUUCUCCAUUGACCAAAGUCGAAUCAAAUCGAAGAAUAAGACUUGAGUGGAUUGCCCGCAUCUUUCUUUGUGUCCUUUGUGCAUGCAUCGCUGUGUCAAACGUACAUUAACAAAAAAAAAAAGUCAACCCUCGAACACACGAACGAGAGCUCAAGCUCACUCAGUGCCCUUGUUUACCUCGCUUCAUACGAUAUUAUCUGCAUUGCGACUUCACCAAUUGAAGCGCGAAUUGGAUGACAACGAUAGCUUUCUAACUAUCGUCGCUGUUGGCUGGAUUGUACGAUAUUGGAAUAGUACGAAAGUGUAAAGAGGGACUUGUAAAUAGCUUUAACCAUAUAUUUCUCUAUAGACUGACUACAGGACACCAUCACCUCUUUGAACCACCUCCAUUAUCGUCGAACCAUAUCUCUUGGAACAUUCUCUCCACACACACCAUAUUAACUUUACCACUGCGAACAACGGAUUGGACCAACCAGAGGCUAACAUCCAAUACUCGAGCCUUUUCUUACUCCUCCUCUUCCUCGUCUUGUUCUUGUUCUUCUUCUCCUCCUUCUCCUUCUUCACCAAUAUUGAUACCCUGAUACUACAUAUCAAAUCAGUUUCAUAUCAUCUUUCGUGCCUCCUCUACAUCUACACUACGUUGUACUUACCUGGCUGUAUUGUACAAUUUAUCAAGAUAAGAUACGAUUACUGUGCGUAUCUGUUCCUCUCGACCUCGCAAACCCAAUUGCUUUGCUUUACUUUACUUUACUUUUGCUUUGUCUCCGGCUGCUUUAACCUUCUCAUUCUUCGAUUGCCCACUUCGAUUUCAAUCAUCAUACAACACAGACCACUCAUCAGCCCCAAAAUCUUCGCUUGUCAUUACCGAACCGGUCUGGCUCAAUUCAUCCAGCUUACUUACUGAUCAAAAGCAGCAGGAGCCCAGUCUUUCAACUUACAUUAUCUUUGGUACCCCAAAUAUCUUAUUUGGUCUACUUCCCUUUGACCAUCUUCGACCCUCCACAACUCAACCCAAAUUUGUGUGGUCGAGUUUGUCAACAACAAAACACACAACAAGAAUGAAUAAAUUAUCAAACCUCGGUCGCGAUAUGAGGCACUGGUCAGGUCCAGGAUUUGGCAUGUCGCGACAAAAUCAAAUGAAUGGCAUGUCCUCAAUGCCGCCUCACACAAAACCGACUCCUUCACCAGCGCUGGCACCAACCCCUGCGGACUCUACUAUCCACUAUUCAUUCAAUAUCCCCUUCGCUUCCGAUCUCGCCGGUCCAAAUACUGAGGAUAUUCUUUACGCCACGGUCAAUGCUGUCCUGAGAUGGACACAUCCCAAAGACGCGCCUGAUGACAUUCCUGUGUGGAAGUUGCCGGUACACACCUCAAAUAUCGAAAUUCUCUCGAAACUUUGCGCAGCUAUUACCAAUGGACCUUUGCCCAUCUUGGCGGAUGUCGCUGUCACCACGCCUAAACGUCCCACUGCCUCCCCAGCACAGGUUACAACCGUCACUCUCUCGGGAAGCCCGGAAUUGGUACACAAGAGCAGAGAAACAAUCCUAAAUGAUACCCCUAUCGCCUUGCGUUGUGCAGUCAUAGAUGUUGACGGAGACUUGAUUAUGGAUUCCGCGAUCUCAGGCUUGAGACAAUCUGUCGUUGAACACUUAGACAAAGUUGCCGCAUUCUGCGGUGUUGAUAUAUUCUUAUUAGGUCCAAAAUUUCCUUCGUUGGCCGAUGGACUCAGUAGCAAUGGCGAGGCAGGAAGGGAUCAGCGCUGGAGGAUAGCAGUCUAUGGAGAUAUGGAGAGCGCUGAACACGGAAAGACUAGAAUAUUGGUCUACAUUGACAGACUACUUGGUCGUGUAGCUGAUGUAGCAUCUCUCGAGCUUUCCCUUCACACUGUCAUAUGUGGACGAUCCCGAAAGAACAUCAAGAUGAUCGAGUCCUCUACUAACACGGCUAUCUAUUUUCCACCUCCCUUCUCACAGGUUUACAAGUACUGCCCAGAGGGUGCUCAGCGACGAAAUCCCGAGGAGAUUUUCAUUACUGGUGACCGAGCUGAAAACAUAGCCGCAGCUAAAAGCAGAAUUCACGAGCUUGUUAGAAUGACGAGGCUCUUCAUGAAGGAUGCCCAUGUGACUGCCGCCAAGAUCGACAGCAUUCUCUUGACUAGAAUGGACAAGGUUCGUAAAAUUAUGGAGACAAACGGAACAUUUAUCCAGUUCCCAGCUCUUGCUUCUCAACGUAGCAUGAUCAGAAUCCAAGGGAUUGAAGGCCUCCACGUGGAACGAACAGUCCGGGAGCUCAUGCUGAUGGGAGUACAAUUUUACAGCGCGUCGUGGUGGAUCCAACAGCCACCAAAUCAGCCACCUCUACAACCAGCUCCACCUCAGUUACGAGCAAUGUUGGUAGAUAUCUGUUCAUAUUCUUCAGCAGAUGUGACAUAUGAUAAACUACAAUGGACAAUUACUGGUUCUGACGAAGCUGUCAAAGAUGCAUUGACUAUCAUCAGCAAUAUCCCUUUGAACAAGCGAGGAUUCGCCUAUCAAAUUCGAGUCAAGCUUGAGCUAGCAAAUGAGCACAAGGAGUUUGUUAGUGGCAAGAAGAAUGGAAAGAUUAACAAGAUCAUGGGCCAAAGUAAUGUCCAAAUUAUAUUUGACGGAUUCAAUGAGUACAACUUCAACAUUGAUGUUUGCGGAAACAACUACGAUCAAAUGGUUACCGGUCUUAAUCUCGUCGAGCAAGAGAUGCCAGCCCAAAUAUCUUUCCAUGUUCCUGAUCAAUACCACAAGCGCAUUAUCGGCAUUGGUGGUCAACACAUCCAAAGAAUCAUGAAGAAGCAUUCAGUUUUCGUUAAAUUCUCCAAUGUCAUGGAUCGUGGCGGACCCAAUCGUGAGGAUGAUGAUAUCAAGGCCGACAAUGUUAUCUGCCGAACUCCAGCUCGUAAUGCUCAAAACCUAGAGCUUGUGAAAGCCGAAAUUCUCGAUAUGGUCGAUCGGGUUGAUUCAGAAUUCACUUCUCAGACUGUCAAUGUUGACCGAUUGUACCAUCGAGAACUUCUGACUCGUCUUGACCAAAUUGAGGACUUGGAGAAGAAAUGGAACUGUAAAGUUCUCUUCCCAAGUACCGAGCAAGCUAGUGAUGAUGUCACAAUCUCAGGACCAGAAUGGCAAGUACCACAUUGUGUUGAUGAGUUCCUUGGCAUGGUUCCAGAUAGUCAUGAGCUUGUUUUGGCUCGCACUCCGGAGCUCUUGAAAUUUUUAAACUCCACCGAAUUCAAAACAGAGAUGGUACCAAAGCUCAAGUCCCAAUAUGUGGUCGAAGUCCAAGUCGAUGAAAAUUCCUCUGAGCUUACCGAGGAUAGUAAACCAACAGUCAUCCUUCUCUGGACUUUCACCAGAAACAAUGCAGGCGGAGUUCGAGAUGCAAUCGAAUUCUUGUUCUCCAACAUUGCCGCAGCCGGUAUUGAAGUUACCACUGUCAAGGGAACAAUUCCUCGUCCCAAGUCCGACUCCUUCGAGGAAUCCUUACCAUUUUUCAAUUCUAAACUCUUGCAGCACGCUCCUGCACCAAUGGCAACUGAUUCACCAACCAAGUCUUCGUUUGGUGAUGAUGUUGCAAGGGAAAGGAGCAACAUUUUUGAUAAGCUUCGCAAGCCUGGUAGCAUGUCAUCAAUUUCUUCAUUCUUGAAUGGCCGCAAGAAUAGCUCCCAAUCUCCCGCCGGUUCUUUCUUCAGGAACGGGUCUCGUAAUGCAUCAAGGACAUCUUUGAUUUCCAUCGAGUCUACACGAAGCUUCAACGCAGACCGUAAUCCAUGGAACGAUAGUGGUGUCAACUUGCCGGACGAUGACACCACACCAUGGCCAACUCGCCAAUUUGGAACUGGCAGUGGCAGUAGCCACGAUAACAAGCACCCACACGGGCAUCCGGGCGAUGCAACACCAAGACAUAGCAUGAGAGCUUCGACCGAUAGCGGUCGCCCUUCAACUUCUAAUUCUACAAACUCAGGAUACCCCGGUCCAAUUGGACCACCGCGUUCUUAAGAUAUCCACAAAACUAUUCCCUUAUUUCCUAGAUUGUCUUUAAGUAUGUCAAUUUCGACGUACACAAUGGCUGGAUAUAUACCCUGGCGCGCAAUACCCCAAAUACCACUUUUUUUUUUGGCUGCUUUGAUUGUUUUUCAUCUCUCCUUAUUCCAGUUUGAUCUUUCUCUCUUUCUUUUCUGGGCUGUUUUGUUAUUUGUGUUGUUUGCGUUUACCGUGCUCCAACUUUUUUGAGGUGAAGAGAAAAAGCAUGCGGGCGCUCUCAGAGACGAACAGAAGACAAGACAUUUAGAAGAUCUUUCUUGCGUGCUUGACUAUUCAUGGGAAUAUUAAGAGGAAAUACCUAUUUGCUUUUAGGGGCGUGGGAUUGAUUUUUUACUUUUCGUUUUGCUUGCUACAAUAUCCUCUCGACUUUGGUUGUUUUUCGCGUGCGAUGUGCUUGGUAGGGGUUAACAAACAGGUAAAUGGGUGCAUGGGACUGUGAAUUGGAAGAUGGUUUGUGAUGAGGGGGUGAGAGAUGAGGGACGAGGGACGAGGGAUGAGGGAUGAUUUUCACACUCUUUUUGUUUUAACUUUGGAUGGAGGUAUGGGAAAGGAAGAAGGAAAGGAUAUGAGGGUGGUGGCUUCAGUGACAUCGGAAAGCGGUUUGGUGGGUCCGCGAUUCUGCUACAAACAGACAGCGCGAGGUUCCAAUUUGGGGAAUCUGGUAUGGAUCGACGGUUUGGGCAUCAGAAUCAUUCGUUAUAUGUAUUUUGUGGGUGUAUGUUAUGAUACCCUAGAGAUGAGUCGUUGUACGUUGAGAAAUUGAAAAGUUUGCGAGAAUUGGAGUUGUUUUGGAUAGUUAUGAUGUGAUGUGAUAUGAUCUCUGGGAUAGG
Molecule: messenger RNA, 5445 nt
Organism: Botrytis byssoidea
Lineage: Eukaryota; Fungi; Ascomycota; Leotiomycetes; Helotiales; Sclerotiniaceae
Exons: 5
Coding region: 1601-4570 (989 amino acids)
Biological process (GO): nuclear division
Cellular component (GO): cytoplasm; nucleus
Molecular function (GO): mRNA binding
Source: RefSeq, a predicted model, not a curated record